Molecule: messenger RNA, 2663 nt
Organism: Owenia fusiformis
Lineage: Eukaryota; Metazoa; Annelida; Polychaeta; Sabellida; Oweniidae
Source: the annotation of a GenBank genome assembly
AGUCGUACUAGAUUGAAAAUACUUUUAACAAAUGUUAUAUUAAGGGUCGUACUAACAGUCGUACUAAAAUGAAAGGAAUACACAUGCUGGUGAUUUUAGUUGGUCUAACUUUUGUUAGCGUCUCUCUUUUUAUGUAUUAUUCUCAUUAUCAACAAAAUCACGAAAUUAUAAGAUAUAAUGAAGAAGUCCAUGUCAAGAAAACAUAUGUUGCCAAGGAAACGUCUCGUCUCAACGGCAGAUUUGAUUUUAAGUCUAAAACCAAUAAGGAAUCUCACAUCGAGGAAUCUAAGAAGGAAGUAGACGAAGUAAAAGAAGUUUAUAAUGUAGGUCCCAUAAAAGAUACAAAUAAAUGGAUAAUUGUUACAAGUAUUGCAUCUCCUACACAGGAUAUAAAAAGUUUAGCAAAAUUGACUGAAUGGCAGCUGCUGGUUGUUGCUGAUACAAAGACUCCUAAAGACUGGCAUUUAGAUGGGGUUAUUUUCCUUAGUGUAGACGCACAGAGAACCCUUGGCUACAAAAUUCUCGAACAUAUACCAUAUUCUAGCUACGCCCGCAAGAAUAUAGGAUAUCUUUAUGCAAUACAGCAUGGAGCCAAAGUUAUUUAUGAAACAGAUGAUGACAACCAUCCAACCGAUGGCCUGAAAGGUUUCAUAACUACUGACAAGAUGUUUGGCGUCGUGCCAUCAACAAACACCACACUAUUUAACCCAUAUGCUUAUUAUGGGCAGCCAACGACAUGGCCAAGAGGAUAUCCCUUAGAAAACAUCGGGGACAAUAUUACUAGUGAGUACAAUGCAGUGCACUGGAACACAGCCCUAAUACAACAAGGAGCAGUUCAUGGUGACCCGGAUGUAGAUGCCAUCUAUCGACUAACACGCAAAUCAAAUUCAAAUUUAUUAAACCUAACUUACGAUGAUUUUAUGCCGCCAUUGAUUUACCCAAAAGGCACAUUUGUUCCAUGGAAUUCCCAGAAUACUUUAUUCCGCUAUGAUGCAUUCUGGGGCCUCAUACUCCCCGUAGCCGUGACAUCCCGUGUAACUGAUAUAUGGAGAAGUUAUUUCACACAGACCCUUCUUUGGCUUAUUGAUGGUCAUUUAAGUUAUAUGCCCCCGAAUUGCUACCAGUUCCGGAACUAUCACUCGUACAUAGAUGAUGCAAAACAAGAAGAAAAGCUGUACUACCAAGCUGGCGAACUUGUAAAGUUUUUAUCUAGUUGGAAAUGUGAAUCAAAUAUCCUUUCUUUGUGUAUUCAAAAUCUAGCAGAUGCUAUGGCACACAAAGGAUUUUGGGAAAUUGCCGAUGCUAGCCUGAUUGGCGCAUGGUUAGAAGAUCUUGCUAAUAUUGGAUACAAGUUUCCGGUUAUUGAAAAAGAACAACUUGUUGAACCUGUUGACUUUUCGAUAACUCUGAAGUCGGAUAAUCGUUUCCCCUUGUCGCUUCCUUCAAAUCCAAAAUUGAUCUAUAAUGGACAAAGAAAAUCAAAGAUCAAACGCCUACUCUACGACACAUGCUACAUGUCUAACUCCUCAAAAUAUAGACAGCUCAUUAAGAAGCCAUCUACACAACCAAACCCAAUUUUAUUGUUGGUUAUAUUUAACACGCCAGUUUAUGAGAGUAUUCCAUACUUAGAAGCACUUUAUGAUGGUCAUUUUGCAAAGACUAUUUAUUGUGGACCAGAAAAGCCACACAAUUCUAUUCUUUACGAGUGGGAAAUAAAUUUUAUAACAUUUAAUAACCCACUUAAUCAUGUAUCGGGUAGUUCAAACUAUGAGUGUUUACUGAAGGUCCUGAAACUGGGAUUAAGAGUGCAAGGGGUCUUAACUAUCGCUGAUGACGCAUUUAUGAAAGUCAAAGCAAUCACCAAGCUACCUUUAGAUGAGAUUUGGUUUAACACGAUAAAUUUCCAGUCAGUAGAACAAUUCGCAAAAGUUGUUGAAGACACCUCGACAAUUGACCCGAUGGAGCCAUUCAUAUUGAAAAACAAUCCGUACGAAAUCACAUCAGUGGAAAAUGGUAACAUUUCAACGUGCAACAAUUCAAACUUGCAAGGCAAAUGUGAAAUCAUCACUCGAAGCAUGUACUUCAAAAUGUAUGAAACAAAUAUCAAAAAUGCAUUUGAUGAGCUUUACCAAUUACAAAGCUCGAACAAACUAAUUCAAAGAUUUCUUGAUGAUCUCUCUAAACAUUUGUUCGGCAUCAAAAGAAUGAUAUGGCAGGCCUCGGAUAUGUACUACAUACCAAAGAAACAUUUUGAGACAGCCAUACCCAUUUUGGAUGUCUUUAACAGCCAUAAGAUAUUCCUUGAACUUGCAGUUCCGACCCUACAACAUUCCUUGGGAAUAAAGUACAGCAACAUGGGUAAGGCGGCAUAUAACUGGGACUUUGGUGGAACACGUGAUAAGCCAUGGUUAAUAUUCUCGUCAUUUUUGAACAGUUCGCUUACAUUCCUACAUCCUGUGAAACUAAGUGGCAUAGCAAAGAAGGAAAGUGAAAUCACCGAAAUGUUCUGUGGCGCUAUGAAUAGCAAGCACUUUACGCAUCCUUUUGAAAACGAAUCCUAAAAUUGAAAAGGCCAGCAUGAUUUAUAAACAUCUUUAUGCAGUUAAAAUACACUCGUUUAUCUCAAUCCAAAAAGAAAUAUUGUACUUGUUUAUGAAUUCGAA